Molecule: messenger RNA, 2215 nt
Organism: Verruconis gallopava
Lineage: Eukaryota; Fungi; Ascomycota; Dothideomycetes; Venturiales; Sympoventuriaceae
Exons: 2
Coding region: 611-2125 (504 amino acids)
Biological process (GO): SCF-dependent proteasomal ubiquitin-dependent protein catabolic process
Cellular component (GO): SCF ubiquitin ligase complex
Molecular function (GO): protein binding
Source: RefSeq, a predicted model, not a curated record
CUUCUAUCAAUUCGCCUUCGAUAAGAGCCAUUCUUUGCCCUGGCAACAAGUUCAAAUUGCUUAACCGAUCUGUGUGCUCUACCUUAGGUCGUCCUGAGUCUCGUCACUCGACACGUUAGACUUUCCUUCCUCUGUUUUCGAAAGGUUACCAUAAAUCCGAACAGUAGUCUUGUGCAGAUUUACUAUCGGAUUCCUAGCCAGAUUUCUCUUCGCCCUUGAUAAUGUAUGCAUCUCCAGCACUUCAACUUUACGAUAAGUUUCUGAAACUUCCAUUUCCCUGACGUUUCAUUCAAUUUGAUGGGAGAACUAGUCGAGAGGAGCACCGCAAGUAGACGCUGACCUUUGCAAUUUUUCCGACCCUUCGCGGAGUCACCGAGUUGAAAGCGAGAGCUUGCACAUUCAAAACAGCAAGGCACUCUCUUCCGACCUUCAGCAAACUCCGGAAAAUCGAUAUAUCGAGCGGCUGGAAUAUCUGCUAUCGUGCAUAUGACAGUCUUUUUUAGGGCGUAAUUUCGACGUCAAUACUUGUCAGGCAUCUCACCAUCUGGGGUGCAAACUCGGUCAUAUCUCUCAUUCUCAAGUUUGGAAUGAGCAACAAGUCUAGACAGCAAUGACAAUGAAUUCCACUGAAGCAGAGCUUGAAAAAUUCCGCCAAGAAUGGAAGCAAGAAGUGUCUGCGAAAGUAAAGAGUCACGCGAAAGCAAAUCGAUCAGGACCAAGUAAUCCAAGUCCUGCUGCGACGAAGACAACAGCUCCAUCCAGGACGACACAGCCAAAUCCAUCAGCACUUUCAUUUUAUAACUCUCAUAAUGAUGAUGAUCUUGCUCCUCAGGGCUACCACGAUAUAGAUCAGCAGUUGGGAGGAAGUCAACACGAUCUAGCCCAGGCCUCGUUCCUAGCACGUGAGCCCCGGACCGCGUUGGAGCAUUACGAAAAAGCCGUAGAAAAGGAAGGACAGGGUUCUCUCGGUGACAGCCUGAGUCUAUAUCGGAAAGCUUUCCGUAUGGAUUCCAACGUUGACAAGAAGUACAGGAACAAGCACUUCCCACCGUCAGCAUAUGUGGCAUCCAAACCAUCGUAUUCCAACCCCCCAAACGCAUUUGCGACAGUGCCAAAUCAUUCCCAACAUUCCUUGAUCGGCCUUUCCAAAACAGUGGCUGAUUUGAUUUCUGAUUUCUCAGCCUUAUCAAUCACAGGCGAACCAGCCUCCACGGAAUUUUCUCCAACACCAGCAUGCCCGAUUGCAAAAAUACCUGAAGAGAUACUGUCGCAAAUUUUGAUGAAUGUUGCGAUCACAGAUGUCGCUUCCAUGGCUCGAUUGGCCCUGGUUUGCAAACGGCUAGCCUUUCUUGUGCUGACGGAAGAGAGCAUCUGGAAGCGACUUGUACAUAGUCGCGACGUUGGCUUACGGGGCAUGCACUAUCAAUUUGCCUGCACUAUAAAAGGAGAGCCUAUUAGAACACCGAACGAUAUCAUGGAUACUUCACCAGUCGUGGAACGAGUUCUCGAUAUCACACUUCCUUUAACGCCAUUGUUCCCCACAUACCGGCAAAUGUUCCGACAACGUCCACGUAUACGAUUCAACGGGUGUUAUAUUAGCACCGUGAAUUACACUCGACCAGGUGUUGCAGCCACAAGCGUAACGUGGAAUUCUCCGGUCUUUAUCGUCACUUACUACCGUUACCUUCGCUUUUUUCGAGACGGAAGUCUCAUAAGUCUCCUUUCCACAAGCGAACCGAGGGAUGUUAUUCCGUAUCUCCAACCCGAAUACAUGCAUCAGAAUCACGCGAAUACGGCGCCACAAAACGUAAUGAAAGAUGCCCUGAAAGGACGGUGGCGACUGACAGGUAACCCGUGGAAAAUCAUUCAAGCUGAAGAUGGAUCUGAGGAAUCCGACGAACCCGAAGGCGACUUGAUCAUUGAAACGGAAGGAGUUGUACCCAAGUACAUGUACAAGAUGCAUCUUACGCUUGGAUCUGCUGGGAAAGGUACGAGAAAUAACAAGCUCACAUGGAGAGGGUAUUGGAGUUGGAAUAGAUUGACAGAUGAUUGGGCGGAGUUUGGACUGAAGAACGAUAGAGCAUUUUAUUGGAGUCGAGUAAGAAGCUUUGGAAACGACGUGUAAGAAAGAUGUUCGUAAUAAGGUGACAGGAUCGUCGCUUGAUUUUGCUGGUCCGUCAGAAAUGCCAUACACCCUUUUUAGUGUCUCCAUCAA